AUGAACACCUGCGGUCGCCAAGUCAACGUCAUGCUGCCCUGUUCACCUGGAGACUCUCAGGUCCCGUGGCAGGGAAACGGGAUGCCCGUGCCGCCCAACGGUCUCCCUGUACUGGACCAUUGCGAAACCCCGCAGUAUCAGAAUGUGCCUCGACGCGACUUCCAACCUCAGCAGGACUCGUACCAAAACACGCAGCAACAGGGCAUUAACCGGAGCUCCUGGUUUCAGCAAGGCCAUUACCCAAGUCCUCAAGUACAGCAAGCCGCUCACCAAACCUAUUUUCCCCAACAAGCACUUCACCAGAAUCAACUCCCACAACGGCCUGCCUAUGGAAGCUCCCAGUUCGCGAACUUUCGGAACGGUAUAAUGGCGGCUCCGUACCAGACAGACGCAACCCAGAUCUAUGGACUUGGCAGCGGUACUAGUACCGGUUCGCAAUGUGUCUCGUCACUGACUGAGUAUGCCCAACAAGCCAAUACACCAAGCCCUGCUUCAGAAUACGAUCUCGCGAGUUUUUACGGAGAUACCAUCGACGGCAGCAAAGCUGGAUCUGAACUUGCUGCCGGCAUGAUUCCUCCGCCGUAUAUGCCUCUGACUCGCCAACUGUUAUCACCUGCGUUGGCGACAUACCAGGCACAAGGUCAGGUUAUAUCACCGCAAGGUUAUGAUCUAGUUCAGCUCCCGAAAGGGCAUCACUCACAGCCCGUCAACAACAUAUACGCCCGCACACACCAACCAGGCCAGCCGAGUCGUCAAGCUUCCGACUUACCCAGCGAUGGGCAACACGACGGUGUGGGGUUCGAGCAAGAUUACCUAAAAAGACAAUCUGAAGCAUUGUCGCAAAGAUCCAGUCCGACUCCAGGGCCAUCGAGUCGCUAUGUACCAGUCCACGGCUCCCGCGCAACCUCAACGACUGCGACUCCGCAGCAUCUCUGUCCCAGUGAGCGUACUCCGGUCCCGCGCGGUCUCAUUCGGCGCCAUUACUCCACUUCCCAAAGGGGCAGAAAAUGCUUAACGCGGGGGAAAAGCGCUGGAUACACCGAUUACAAAUUCGAGCUGGACGUGGCAGCAAUCCCGAAGACCAGCGACGAAGAAGGUAAACAGCCCGCUCGGGUUAACCCUUCGCCUCCUGCCGUGCGCUGCCCUUCGCCCCCGGCUGAGUCUGCCGAAGACGCCAUCCUCAACCACAUCCUACCCGAAAUAGAAAGGAUGGAUCACGAAGAAGCCAUGAAAGCUAAACAACGCGAGGAAGCUGCCGCCUGGUACGGCGACAAUUCGGCCUUCCCCGCCUUCAGCACCGGCAACCUCGUGCUGCCUGGGUGCGAGUACCGCGCCGCCACCGUCCACGUCGGCAGGCCGAUUCCCGAGAUCUCCUCCAACGUGUCGAUCGGUGUAUAUGCGAUCAUCCCGCCAGGGACCAACCGCAUCGAGUACAGGGGCAUCAGGGAUGGGGAGGACGUGGCGGACAUCAUGCGGGAUGGGCAACCGAUGAACUUCGAUCAGAUCCGGCUUAAUCCGCGCAUGUUCAAGGGCAUGGGCCAGAAGCAGCUAGAGUUCUGGAUUGAGCAGCUGUUGUCGAUGGUGCCUGGGCAGAAUGACUGCAUCGUGAAGUGGGCGAAGCGUAAGCAUGAUGACGAUGAAGGAGCUGAUGGAAGCUGA
Molecule: messenger RNA, 1659 nt
Organism: Anthostomella pinea
Lineage: Eukaryota; Fungi; Ascomycota; Sordariomycetes; Xylariales; Xylariaceae
Source: the annotation of a GenBank genome assembly